Messenger RNA from Effrenium voratum, 1584 nucleotides. The record is from the annotation of a GenBank genome assembly. Lineage: Eukaryota; Dinophyceae; Suessiales; Symbiodiniaceae.
GCCCAGAACUUGAGCCUACGAUGCAGCAAUACUCAACUGCACAACUUUGUAGUGCGAUUCAACAACGCAGGCCCACCACGCUCUGCCAAGAGCAAGGUGACGUUGAGCGAGCUGCAAAACGCAGCGCUACAGCACACGUGCCCCAACAUGGAGGCCUGGCAGACUUGGAAGGUGUCGCAGCUCCUUGUCUUGCCGUCUUCAACCUUUGAGGCGGACAGGAUCUGUGUGAUGUGGACCUGUCCGGGCAUGCUGAGACACGCUCAAGCUCUGCAAGAGAAGGUUGUGAAGCUUGCAGUGGACGCAAAGCAAAAAGUUGUUGCCAACGAGUACGGCAUUGUAACUUUGUCCUUCUUGGUAAGCAGUGCGGUGCCAAGCAAGACGUGGGCCGGGGCCACGCACACCAAGUCCACUUCGGCGCACACAGCAACACAAGAGCCAUUCCUGCAAGCGUUGGUGGACACUGAGUCAGAGGCCAGCAUGACCCAAAUUUUCACGGAGGCGUGCGAGCUGGCUGAGAGGCACUGCGGCCUGGACCUCCGCGCGCAGGUUUGGCAAGUUCAUAAGGACUACGCGAAAGGCAUCGAGGCCUCGCGCCGCAAAGUGUUUCCUUACGCACGCCCAUGUGAUGACUAUGCUCACAUGCGGCGAGCAACCUACAAGGGCAUGCAGAAGUACUUGCCGGCCAAGAAGACCCCAAAGGUGAAAGCGCCGGAACCUCAGACACCCAAGAACAAGGGCAAGAAGCGGGGCGCCUCGUCAAGCCCGGAGAGACCUGCCACGCCGGCUGCAGAUUUGACAAGCACGCCGGACGGGAGCACCUUUGGCUACUGGGAGAAAAUUGUCCAGAUUAGCCGCGAGGUGCCGACUGUGCAAUUGUUCGAUGCGGUCUGGCAAUUGGCCUUCCCGUGGCUACGGAAGAAAAGUGCGCAAGCUGCAGAGUACUUUCAGCACACGUACUGUCAGAAAGAGGAGAAGACUUUCGUGACAUGGCCCGCCCGCUCCGCAGAUGCAUUGUUCAACAGCAAAAGCCUGCGGUCCGCGGGCAGAUCCCCUGCGAGGGAUUUUUGGGAGCAUCGGGAGCCGCGGCUGUGUGGCAAUCGCAACUACCGCCAGGUCUACAUCCGCACUGGGGAAGCAGGCGGAACCGAUGUGGACGGUGUGACAACUUUCUGGGUUCUGCAAAGCAGACUGCAGGGAGGCGUGAUGCCUGCAGAGGCGGUCGUGACGCCGCAAGUGGCCAAGAUGGUCGCAAACCUCAUAGCUUCCGAAGGCCCGCAGCUCGAAAAAUGGUUGUGCAAGGCUGGCAUUGCCAAGGAUGGGGAGUUGGAAUUGAAAGCGUUGCAGAAGUACAUGCAGCAGUACUGCGCAGUGUUGGAGGGGCAUCUUGCACAAGCUUCCUGGCCCCGCGUGCGCCGCAAGCUGAAGAAACCAGUUCCAGGCAAGCUGUGUACAUGCCGUGAGUUCUUGCUACAUGGAGAUUGCGAACAUGUGCUUUAUGUCAAGGCGCUGCAAGAUGACCCCACUGCUGACAUGCGGAACAUUCCAACCCAACGACGCCGGGGACGCAAACGCAAGACCUGGUGA